This is a messenger RNA of Rana temporaria (common frog), 1097 nucleotides long. It is a transcript of the gene HSD17B2, whose product is annotated as hydroxysteroid 17-beta dehydrogenase 2. Lineage: Eukaryota; Metazoa; Chordata; Amphibia; Anura; Ranidae. The record is from RefSeq and is a predicted model, not a curated record. Gene Ontology annotation, molecular function: oxidoreductase activity.
CCGGGGCUGAGCGUCUUCUUUGUGGCGUGCGUCUUCUACUACAUGGCGCUACCAGUCCGGCGGAUGCUGCCUGCCGCGGGCAAGAGCGUCCUCGUCACAGGGUGCGAUUCCGGACUUGGACACGCUUUAGCCAAACAUUUGGAUAAACAAGGCCUCCUGGUUUUCGCCGGCGUACUGAAUAGGAACGGGCCGGGGGCCGAAGAACUCCGGAGGGAUUGUUCUCCGAACCUUUGCCUGAUCCAGCUGGACGUCACCAACUGCGAGGAAGUCGCCGCAGCGUACUGUGAGGUCAGCGGCCGGGUGAAGGAUACAGGUUUGUGGGCCAUUGUGCACAAUGCCGGCGUCCUCCUCUACGUCGCAGACGGUGAAUUGCUUCCCAUGAACGUCUACAAGAAAUGCAUGGAGGUCAACUUCAUCGGCGUGGUGCAAGUCACCAAAAUGUUCAUGCCUUUGCUGCGCAAAGCCAAAGGAAGGCUGGUCACCAUAUCCAGCAUGGCAGGUCUUAAUCCUAUCCCGGGAUUUGCAGCUUACGCUGCAUCCAAAGCAGCCGUGACCAUGUUUUGUGCUGUAAUGCGUCAAGACCUCUUCAAGUGGGGGGUGAAGGUAUCAUCUAUCCACCCAGGCAGCUUCAAAACAAAUAUUUUCGGCUCUCGAGAUCUUUGCUCAAUCCAAGCGCAGAACCUUCUGGAGAACCUCAAGCCGGACGUCAGAGAUGAGUACGGAGAAGACUACCUCGACACUCUGAAGGAUCUGCACCAGAAAAUGUUGACGUCUUCGUCUUCGGACAUCUCCCCGGUCUUGGAGGACGCUCACCACGCUCUCUUGGCCCAACGCCCAUAUUCCACCUACACGCCUGGAAGACUCGCCUACCUCAUUCCUCUGAUAUUCCGUUGCUCCCCUAUUUGGGUUUAUGAUACCUUUGCAAAGCUGAUCUUCCCCGGCCACCAUACUAUCCUCCCCAGAUCACUAAGAACCUUUCACGAUAAUUAUAAGACUGACUUAAAAAGGGGGCGGGGAAAAGGACAUUUUCGGACUGGAGCCAGCCAAACACAAAGAACCUCUGAAAAGACCGCCAUGUUUUGGAUAAGUUGAUGCAA